Molecule: messenger RNA, 873 nt
Organism: Catharus ustulatus (Swainson's thrush)
Lineage: Eukaryota; Metazoa; Chordata; Aves; Passeriformes; Turdidae
Gene: GEMIN7
Product: gem nuclear organelle associated protein 7
Exons: 4
Coding region: 226-612 (128 amino acids)
Biological process (GO): spliceosomal snRNP assembly
Cellular component (GO): SMN-Sm protein complex
Source: RefSeq, a predicted model, not a curated record
ACCGGGACCGGGACUGGGAUUGGGACAGAAAAACCCAGUAGGGACUGGGACCGGGACCGGGAACGGGACUGGGACAGAGAAACCUGCUUGGGACCGGGACAGAGAAUCCCACACGGGACCGGGACAAAGAAAUCCGGUAGGGACCGGGACAGAGAAACUCACGGGGAACGGGACUGGACCGGGACCGGACCGGGACUGGACCGGGACAGAGAAACCAGCCCGUCCAUGGCCGAUCCCAUCCCGGUUCCCGUGGGGAUUCUGCGCCUCCCUCGCGGCCCCGACAGCUCCGGCAGCCGCGGCUUCUCCUGCAAUCCCCGGAAUUUCCAGAAUCCCCACAAUUCCCAGAAUUCCCAGGAUUUCCACAAUUCCCAGGAUGUGCAGAAUUCCCGGGCCGAGCUCCGGGCGCGAUUCCUGCGGCUCCUGAGCAGCGCCCGGGGCCGCCCCGCGCGAUUUUCGCUCUGGAACGGGCUGGAGCUGCGAGCGGAAUUCGGGGCUGCCGAUGUGCACACCGGGGCUUUCCAGGUGGAUUCACUGCAGACCCCACUGGGGAUCCAGGGCUCGGCUCUGCUGCGCUGUGGGGACGUCCUGGAAUUCUCCUUCCCUCUGGAAUAAAAUCCUGCAAUAAUUCCUGAAAUUCUACCUGAAAUAAUUCCUGGAAUUCUCCUUCCCUCUGGAAUAAAAUUCCUGAAAUAAUCCCUGAAAUAAUCCCUGGAAUUCUCCUUCCCUCUGGAAUAAAAUUCCUGGAAUAAUCCCUGAAAUAAUUCCUGGAAUUCUCCUUCCCCCUGGAAUAAAAUCCUGAAAUAAUUCCUGAAAUAAUCCCUGAAAUAAUCCCUGAAAUAAUUCCUGGAAUUCUCCUUCCCUCUGGAAUAAAAU